AUGGUGUCACAAGAAUUGACCGAGGGGGGAAAAAUCCCAGAUACUAACGGUGUUUCUGUUGCUGACAAUGUUUCUGACAAAAUGGAUGUUGAUAAUGUUGUUGUUGACGAGGAACCCGAUGGAAUAGAGAGCGGAAACGCGUUAGGGAUAGUGGAACAGUCUUCAAACAGUACCAUUAAGGAAGAAGUAACAGGUACGCAUAGUUUAACCGAGGAAAAAGAGAAACUACCUGAAGAUGUCCACCCUAACAAUUAUGAGAGGCAUGUGACUGAAAAUGGGUCAACUGAAGCCAUCUCCGACGAGCAAAACAAAAAUAUCGAAAUGGAAAAAGGGGAAACAGAAGCCACCGAGAUGAUUCCAUCGACAGUAGAAGUGGAACAGCCAGACUCAUCUAUUCAAAUUAAAUCAGAGAAGGAAGCUCCAGAGUUUGAGAAAAAUGGUGAACGGUCAAGCAAUGAAGACGAUGAUUUAUUCAAUGAUCCUUUAAUACCCACAAUAGAUAGAGACGAUCCGAACGAUGAAGAUUUCAACGAGGAGGAUAAAACUAACUCUCCAGGAGAACAUGAAGAUGACCUUCACGAUACUGUACUCCGUAUAGAAAACACGAAAAAUAAAAACAAUAAAGACUCUCUAAAAAUUGAGGCUGCAGCUAGAGGGGAUAGAUUGAACGAGCAGACAUUCACUAUAGUUCUUCCCUCAUAUUCCUCUUGGUUUGAGCUAUCUUCCAUACAUGACAUUGAGAGGGAAUCACUGCCAGAGUUUUUCCAAGGACAAAACAAAUCUAAAACACCAGAAAUUUAUAUCAAGUAUAGAAACUUUAUGGUUAACUCAUAUCGUUUGAACCCGAAUGACUACUUAUCAUUUACUGCAGUAAGAAGGAAUUUGAUUGGUGAUUCAGGUGCCCUACUACGGAUUCACAAGUUUUUAACCAAAUGGGGGAUAAUAAACUACCAAGUUAAUCCGGAGACACGGCCACAGCAAAUCGAACCUCCAUAUACUGGUGAUUUUAUUGUCGACUAUGAUACUCCAAGAGGUAUGUUCCCCUUUGAAAGCUAUAAACCACCCACUGAAUUCCCAGACUUGUCUCACUUUAAGUCACUAAUAGGGAAUAAAAACCAAAACGAAACACAAACAAAGUUUGAAGAAGGCGAGCGUGAAGGGGAACCAAAACUUAAAAAGCAAAGGAUUAUAAAAGCUGACAUAAAUAAAGACUGGUCAGAAAAGUCACUCCAGAAAUUAGUAGAUGGUGUAUCACAAUUCAAAAACGAUUGGUAUAAAAUUGCCGCACACGUUGGGGAUAACAAGACAGCUGAGGAGUGCAUUAUAAGGUUUUUACAAUUACCAAUUGAGGAUAAAUUUUUGGAAGAUAAUAAAGAUUUAUUGGGCCCUUUAAAGUAUGUUCCAAAUUUGUCAUUUUCUUCAAAGGAAAAUCCUAUUAUGUCCACAUUAUCUUUUUUAGCUAAUCUCGUUGACACGGAUGUGGCAGCAGCAGCCUCAAAUAGAGCAAUAAAAGUUGCUGACAAAAAGCUAGAGAAAAAGCUAAAUCGCUUUAAAGAAAGUGAACCAACUAAAGAGAAGACUGCAGAUGAUCCACUUGUAGAUAUAAAAGAUGCGGCAGUGAAUGCUUUUGGUAUAAUUGGAGCUAGAUCCCAUUUAUUUGCGACAUUUGAAGAGAGAGAAAUGCAUAGAUCACUUGUGAACAUCUUACAGCAUCAAAUGAAGAUAGUUGAUAUGAAACUGGAGAAACUCAAUGCAUUGGAGAAAGAAUUUGAGCUAAGUAAGAGGUAUUUAGAGAAGAAGUCGGAUGAGUUACUUGAAGAGAAGCUAAGCAUCUUCAAGUAUAACAAUGCGGCAACCUCGAAACUUUUACAAGCUGUAUCAUUAAUGGAGUCCGCUGAAGAUCUGAAAGAGGUAGAUGUUGAGCAAGUAAAACUGUUAAUCAAACAGUCUAAAGACAUUUUAUAUCAACCCCCACGGAAACAGCUCAAUAUUCUAGAAGAAGGGGGGUCUGAUGAUGCCGCUGAAAAUGAUAACGAUCCGAUCAAGCCUGUUAGUUUUGAAGCUCCUAUGUUGUACAGAUACUGGAGUGGCUAA
Messenger RNA from Pichia kudriavzevii, 2094 nucleotides. RefSeq lists its product as uncharacterized. The record is from RefSeq and is a predicted model, not a curated record. Lineage: Eukaryota; Fungi; Ascomycota; Pichiomycetes; Pichiales; Pichiaceae. The transcript has a single exon. Gene Ontology annotation, cellular component: SWI/SNF complex. Gene Ontology annotation, biological process: positive regulation of DNA-templated transcription. Gene Ontology annotation, molecular function: histone binding; DNA binding. Bases 1 to 2094 code for a protein of 697 amino acids.